This is a messenger RNA of Pelmatolapia mariae (spotted tilapia), 747 nucleotides long. RefSeq lists its product as uncharacterized. Bases 1 to 747 code for a protein of 248 amino acids. The transcript has 4 exons. The record is from RefSeq and is a predicted model, not a curated record. Lineage: Eukaryota; Metazoa; Chordata; Actinopteri; Cichliformes; Cichlidae.
AUGUUUUUCUUGGUGGUACUGGCGCUGCUGUUCUGCACUGAGGCACAAGACCUCCAAAACGUGUUUCUCCUUCAUGGAAGUGAUUUACACCUAGAUGUAAAGAAAUCUGUUGUACUUGACAAAAAGACUGACUUUUUCUGGAAGUUUAAUACCACUAAUUAUGUUGGUAAACUUAGUUAUAAUAACGAGGCAGUAUUGUUUGACAGUUAUGAAGGAAGAGCUGAGGUCUUUGGACGAAAUUUCUCUUUGGUAUUAAAGAAUAUACAACACAGCGACAGUGGAUAUUAUACUGCAGUUGUGGUUGGAGGACAAGAGCAAAGUAUAGCUGAAUACAAGGUCAUAGUCCAAGAUCCAGUAUCUCGUGCUGAGCUGACAGUGGACCAUCUUUCCAGCACCUCAGACUCCUGUAACCUCACUGUGACCUGCAGCACAGUGGAGUUUAACAUCAGCAGCACUUUUAGAUGUGAUGCCCAAAACUGCCUGCAAGUGGAAGAAAAGAGCUUAAACGUCUCAAAAUAUUUUUCUUCUCUGAUUGUUUACUUGCAGCAAGAUACCAUCUUUUGUAAUCAUAGCAACAAAGUGAGCUGGAAAGCAAACAAGAAGGUGAUCAAGCUGUACUGUGAAAUAAAAUCAGAUGGUAUCUCCGUCUGUGUGGUGAAGACAGUCGUGUUCUCUGUCAGUCUGAUUAUCAUGGUGAUUGCUGUCAUCAGUGUGCACCUCAUGGAGAAGAAAAAGAAGCAAAAAUAA